Molecule: messenger RNA, 2235 nt
Organism: Striga hermonthica
Lineage: Eukaryota; Viridiplantae; Streptophyta; Magnoliopsida; Lamiales; Orobanchaceae
Source: the annotation of a GenBank genome assembly
AUGGGGCUGGGUCAACUCGCUUCACGAGCCCUAAUCCGAUCAACCCGACUGGCCACCACCAAACCCUCCCGCAUCGCCCUUCGCACCAUCGUCUCCACGCCGGACCUCCACAACGCCGACGCCGCUGCUGCUGCGGCGGCGCAGACGGAACCAGAUCUUUACAAGAGGAACCCGGUGGCCGGCGCCCGGGUCCACUUCCCGAACCCUGAUGACGCCAUCGAGGUGUUCGUUGACGGGUACCCUGUGAAAAUCCCCAAGGGAAUGACCGUGCUGCAGGCUUGCGAGAUUGCUGGCGUGGACAUCCCGCGAUUUUGCUAUCACAGCCGCCUCUCGAUUGCGGGAAACUGCCGUAUGUGCCUAGUUGAGGUCGAGAAAUCGCCCAAGCCGGUAGCCUCGUGCGCAAUGCCUGCAUUACCUGGAAUGAAGAUUAAGACGGAUACACCUAUAGCGAAGAAGGCAAGGGAAGGAGUGAUGGAGUUCCUUUUAAUGAAUCAUCCACUGGACUGCCCAAUUUGUGAUCAGGGUGGUGAGUGUGAUCUUCAAGAUCAAUCUAUGGCUUUUGGUUCUGAUCGAGGUCGUUUUACUGAAACGAAGAGAUCAGUGGUUGACAAGAACCUUGGGCCCUUGGUCAAAACCGUGAUGACUCGAUGCAUUCAGUGUACAAGGUGUGUAAGGUUUGCAACAGAAGUAGCUGGUGUUCAGGAUCUUGGAAUGUUGGGUCGUGGAAGUGGCGAGGAAAUUGGAACUUAUGUUGAACGGCUCAUGACAAGUGAAUUGUCUGGCAACGUGAUAGAUAUUUGUCCAGUCGGAGCCUUGACCUCAAAACCUUUUGCCUUUAAAGCCCGUAACUGGGAGCUGAAAGGAACUGAGAGCAUUGAUGUGACCGAUGCUGUUGGUUCUAAUAUUCGCAUUGAUAGUAGAGGCCCUGAGGUUAUGCGGGUUGUUCCUCGAUUGAAUGAGGACAUCAAUGAGGAGUGGAUAUCAGACAAGACACGAUUCUUCUAUGAUGGUCUGAAGAGGCAGAGGCUAAAUGACCCGAUGAUUCGCGGUGCAGAUGGACGCUUUAAGACUGUAAGCUGGCGGGAUGCCCUUGCUGUUGUGGCAGAGGUCAUCCACCAAGUUAGACCGGAAGAAAUUGUUGGUAUUGCUGGAAAACUAUCUGAUGCAGAAUCUAUGAUGGCUCUAAAGGAUUUCUUGAACAGGGUGGGAUCAAAUAACAUCUGGUGUGAAGGAAAUGGUCCGAACCCUAAUGCUGACCUGCGUUCUGGAUAUAUAAUGAAUACUAGCAUCAGUGGUUUGGAGAAAGCUGAUGUUUUCCUUCUUGUUGGUACACAGCCAAGAGUAGAAGCUGCUAUGGUGAAUGCCAGGAUCCGCAAAACCGUCCGGGCCACCAAUGCCAAGGUCGGUUACGUGGGCCCCCCAGCCGACUUCAAUUACGACCACGAUCACCUCGGCACGGGACCCGGCACGCUCUCUGAGCUCGCCGAGGGUCGCCAUCCCUUCAGCUCCAUCCUCUCGACCGCAAAAAACCCCGCCAUAAUCGUUGGCGCCGGCAUUUUCGAGCGCAAGGACAAGGAUGCCAUCUUCUCCACCAUCGAGAAAAUCGCCCGAAACUCAAAUGCCGUCCGGCCAGACUGGAACGGGCUCAACACCCUCCUCCUCAACGCUGCCCAGGCUGCCGCCCUCGACCUCGGGCUUGUGCCGGAAUCAGGCAGCAGCAUCGAGGCCGCCAAGUUCCUCUACCUCAUGGGGGCCGAUGAUGUCGACUUGGAAAAACUGCCGGACGAUGCAUUCGUGGUCUACCAAGGCCACCACGGGGACCGAGGUGUGUACCGGGCAAACGUGAUCCUGCCGGCCUCGGCCUUCAGCGAGAAGGAGGGCAUUUACGUAAAUACGGAGGGCUGCGUUCAGACGACAGUGCCUGCCGUGCCCACUGUUGGGGAUGCGAGGGACGACUGGAAAAUUGUUAGGGCGCUGGCUGAGGUGGCGGGGAUUGAGAUGCCUUACGACACUCUUAAUGAGGUUCGGUUCCGGAUGAGGAGUGUGGCGCCGAAUCUUGUGCAGUUUGACGAGAGGGAGCCGGCUGUGUUCUCGAGCUCGGCCCUGAGGCCCGAGGUGAAGGAGAAGAUGGAUAAGGCGCCGUUUGGUGUUGCUGUCGAUAAUUUCUACAUGACUGACUCGAUUACGCGAGCGUCGAAGAUCAUGGCCCAGUGCAGCGCAUUAUUAAAGAAGUGA